Messenger RNA from Klebsormidium nitens, 1386 nucleotides. NCBI's taxonomy places the organism in Eukaryota, Viridiplantae, Streptophyta, Klebsormidiophyceae, Klebsormidiales, Klebsormidiaceae. The record is from the annotation of a GenBank genome assembly.
UGACGAUCGAUCGCGAGCGAGAGAAUUGGACCCCGAGAAGGACGCCAUUUUCGUUGCUGGCGGCUGAAGUCUGAAUCACCGACUCAGAUUGACUCCGCGCUGCAGCCACCGACUCCUGAGACAGGCGUCAUGGAGCAAGCCGCUUCAACAACUCGCCCGAUUGCCCGCAGCUUUGGCCCCCAAGCUGCUGCGUUUGACCAAUGUGAAAAGCAUGUAAGACCGGGGACGUUGCACAUGAGUAUGUUAGCCAGUCCAUUCGCUCUUCAACGAGAAGCAACCACUUCCUUUUGCAAAUCGGGGAAGCUUUCUGCAGCACGGACCUCAGCUGGGAGCCAUCGACCGCUGUCGUUAGAUCAUUCUCUGCAGUUUGGGCAUACAUGCACAGAUAGAAAAAGUAGGAUUGGUGCUCCCAUAAGGUGGUCUCCCUGCGUUGACAGCCCCCGUGCAAUUGCUGGGGGCGACAUGAGGGAUCAGGGAGGGGCCAUCCUUAGGGAGGUGCUGACCAGGGAGGGGAGAGGCAAGCUGGACUUGAAAGACGACCGGGCUUUCUACAGCUUUCCACGCUUGGUCACGCACGUCGACGACCAGUUUCUAAAUACGUUAACGGAGGUGUAUCGGCAACGAAUUCCUGCUGGGGCGGAGGUCUUGGAUCUGAUGAGCAGCUGGGUUAGCCACCUGCCCCCCGAAGUGAGCUACAAACGCGUUGUGGGCCUUGGGAUGAACGCCGCUGAGCUGGCGAGGAACCCCCGGCUGGACGCUUUCUUUGUCAAGAACCUGAACGAAGAGCCGCAGUUGGAGGCCGCCGACUGCAGCUUCGAUGCAGUCUUGAUCUGCGUAAGCGUACAGUACCUGCAGCAGCCUGAGAAGGUCUUUGCCGAGAUCUUCCGCGUGCUUCGACCGGGCGGGGUGUGCAUAGUCAGCUUCAGCAACCGGAUGUUCUACGACAAGGCCAUUGCGAGUUGGAGAGAGGGGACCGGGUACAGUCGGGUGCAACUGGUGAAGCAGUACUUCUCGUGUAUACGUGGCUUCACGCAACCGGAGACGAUCACGGAGCUGCCCAAAGCAGAGUCCAAAAGCAGUCAGAAUUCUAACUUGCUGCAGAAGUUCUUGAAACUCUUCCGGCGCGCUGGAUCAGACCCGUUCUAUGCUGUUGUUGCAUACAGAAACUUCAAAGCUACGUAAAGUUCAUCAGACCAUCUAUGCGAGAUCCCCCUGAGGAAGCUGAGCAAUUACUUGAGCCCGCAACAUAGUUUUAAACGUAUGAGAAUCCGACUCAAGCGAAACCCAUAGUUGUAUGGUACCCAUGCUCGCACAAUUGGGUACAUUUCUCACUGAUCAUCAUUUCCGACCAGGUGUUGUGACGCCCGUAAUCCGGUGGAGGUUGAG